UCUCCUCCUCAGCAUUACUCACACUUAUCCAUGACAAUCACUUUCUCAUAGACGGGACUAAUUAUUUAAGACUGGAAACGAGUUCAAAGUUACCGAGAGACAAAGACCAGACAGGGGCCGUGAAGUGAACAUCACACAUUUCCGGGCUCUCUGUCCAAUGAAAAUGUUUCAGACCGUCCCCGACACUUCGUCUUACGUCAAGGUAAGACAACAUCGUCACUACGAGCAGGAGGCGCUGUCAGUGGUGAGUGAAGACCAGUCUCUGUUUGAGCCUCCAUACGCUUCUGCUGCUCCUUUACCCAAGACGGACAUGACUGCGUCCGGCACACAGGAUUACGCUCAGACACACAAGAUCAACCCUAUUCCUCCUCAGCAGGAGUGGAUCAGCCAGCCGGUGCGAGUUAAUGUCAAACGAGAAUAUGACCACAUCAAUGGAUCCAGAGAGUCCCCGGUGGACUGUAGUGUGGGCAAAUGCAAUAAAAUGGUGGGUGGGACCGACACAUCUCAGAUGAACUAUACUGGCUACAUGGAUGAGAAGUGUGCUCCGCCUCCAAACAUGACAACCAAUGAGAGGAGAGUUAUCGUCCCAGCAGACCCUUCUCUCUGGUCUCCAGACCAUGUGCGGCAAUGGUUAGACUGGGCCAUUAAAGAGUAUGGUCUUCAGGAGAUCGACACAGCCAUGUUCCACAACACCGAUGGAAAAGAGCUUUGCAAGAUGAGUAAAGAGGACUUCCUGAGACUUACCAGCGUUUAUAACACGGAGGUCCUGCUCUCACAUCUCAAUUACCUCAGGGAAAGCAGCUCAUCAAUAUCAUACAACACACCAUCUCAUGCCGACCAGUCUCCUCGCUUGGCUGCCAAAGACGAUGCGUCCUAUGAUGCUGUCCGGAGGGCAGGCUGGUCAAACAACAUGCACAGCGGCAAAGGCUCUCCUACAGUGGUCUCUCAGAACGUGUCCAAGAACAGUGAGCCGGCUCGGCCUCAGCCCGACCCUUACCAGAUAUUAGGACCCACUAGCAGUCGACUUGCCAACCCAGGUUCGGGUCAGAUCCAGCUGUGGCAGUUCUUGCUCGAGCUUCUCUCUGACAGUGCCAACGCCGGCUGCAUCACCUGGGAGGGAACCAACGGAGAGUUCAAGAUGACGGACCCCGACGAAGUAGCGCGUCGCUGGGGUGAGCGCAAGAGUAAGCCCAACAUGAACUACGACAAACUCAGCCGAGCCCUGCGCUACUACUACGACAAGAACAUCAUGACCAAAGUGCACGGCAAGCGCUACGCCUACAAGUUUGACUUCCACGGCAUCGCUCAGGCCUUGCAGCCCCAUCCCACCGAGUCCACCAUGUACAAGUACCCCACCGAGCUGCCCUACGUGCCCAGUUACCACGCUCACCAGCAGAAGGUCAACUUCGUUUCGCCCCAUCCUCCGUCCAUGCCCGUCACGUCCUCCAAUUUCUUCGGGCCCACAACCCCAUACUGGAGCUCUCCGACAGGUGGGAUUUAUCCCAAUCCCGGCAUGCCCCGUCAUACCAAUUCUCACCUAGGCAGUUACUACUAAACUAAAGCCCCUCACCUCUCACCCGCUCCCCGCAUGCCGAAACCUGAACUGCACUCGGAGCGAAGACAAACAAGGACGCUGGAAAGGGAGGGAUUUUGGCCGAAACGUUUUGUACAAGGAAGCAGAUGUUGAAAGACAGAGAAAGUAAAGACAAAAUGGACCAAAAAUGGCGGAUCCUCUUCAAAAUGGAGUACUACUUAUUCAAAGGACUUGGGUUGGUGUUUGUUUUGGAGAGUUUGCGCAUGUGCCUUUCCACACCCGAAAGCUGCACCGAUGGGCCAGAGUCCCUUUCUACCAAAUAAAGACCACCUCUAUUAUGUAUAAGUCGGCGUACGUACGAACGACCGACCGA
Messenger RNA from Rhinichthys klamathensis goyatoka, 1907 nucleotides. It is a transcript of the gene fli1, whose product is annotated as Fli-1 proto-oncogene, ETS transcription factor. The coding region runs from base 158 to 1555 and encodes 465 amino acids. Lineage: Eukaryota; Metazoa; Chordata; Actinopteri; Cypriniformes; Leuciscidae. Gene Ontology annotation, molecular function: DNA-binding transcription factor activity, RNA polymerase II-specific; sequence-specific DNA binding. Gene Ontology annotation, biological process: cell differentiation; regulation of transcription by RNA polymerase II. The transcript has 10 exons. Gene Ontology annotation, cellular component: nucleus. The record is from RefSeq and is a predicted model, not a curated record.